Messenger RNA from Nestor notabilis (Kea), 658 nucleotides. Its product is annotated as septin-2. Gene Ontology annotation, molecular function: GTP binding; GTPase activity; molecular adaptor activity. Lineage: Eukaryota; Metazoa; Chordata; Aves; Psittaciformes; Psittacidae. The record is from RefSeq and is a predicted model, not a curated record. The transcript has 7 exons. The annotation marks the transcript as partial. Gene Ontology annotation, cellular component: septin ring; septin complex; synaptic vesicle. Gene Ontology annotation, biological process: cytoskeleton-dependent cytokinesis; cell division; cilium assembly.
UUUCAAGACCAUAAUCUCUUACAUUGAUGAGCAGUUUGAGCGAUACCUGCAUGAUGAGAGUGGUUUGAACAGAAGGCAUAUCAUAGAUAACCGGGUCCAUUGCUGCUUCUAUUUCAUUUCGCCAUUUGGUCAUGGCCUUAAGCCUCUGGAUGUUGAGUUCAUGAAGGCUAUACACAACAAAGUAAACAUUGUACCAGUGAUUGCAAAAGCUGAUACUCUUUCUCUGAAAGAGCGAGAAAGACUAAAGAAAAGGAUUCUGGAUGAAAUAGAAGAGCAUGGCAUCAAGAUUUAUCACCUGCCUGAUGCUGAAUCUGAUGAGGAUGAAGAUUUUAAAGAGCAGACCAGACUUCUGAAGGCCAGCAUUCCAUUUUGUGUAGUGGGUUCCAAUCAACUUAUUGAAGCCAAAGGUAAAAAAGUUAGAGGUCGACUCUACCCCUGGGGUGUAGUUGAAGUGGAAAAUCCGGAACAUAAUGACUUCUUGAAGCUGAGGACCAUGUUAAUCACCCAUAUGCAAGAUCUUCAGGAGGUGACUCAGGAUCUUCACUAUGAGAACUUCCGCUCUGAGAGGCUCAAGCGAGGCGGCAGCUCCCAGAAAAUAGAGGAUGAAGAAGUAAAUAAAGACCAGAUUCUGCUUGAAAAAGAAGCUGAAGUAAGAUGA